Messenger RNA from Boleophthalmus pectinirostris (great blue-spotted mudskipper), 3019 nucleotides. RefSeq names its product neuronal PAS domain protein 1 (gene npas1). The transcript has 14 exons. NCBI's taxonomy places the organism in Eukaryota, Metazoa, Chordata, Actinopteri, Gobiiformes, Gobiidae. The coding region runs from base 351 to 2660 and encodes 769 amino acids. The record is from RefSeq and is a predicted model, not a curated record. Gene Ontology annotation, biological process: regulation of transcription by RNA polymerase II. Gene Ontology annotation, molecular function: protein dimerization activity; DNA-binding transcription factor activity, RNA polymerase II-specific; RNA polymerase II transcription regulatory region sequence-specific DNA binding.
AAUGAGCGGGAAGAGAGAGAGGAGAGAGACGAGGAGAGCUGGGGCGUGCGAUGCCGGCUGGAGCGAGCAAGAGAGGAGAGGAGGAGAGAGAGAGGAUUCACACACUGCCGGGGUCCUAAUCCGAGUCCAUCUCCGAAGAGCAGUGUUGGAGAAGAUCAGAGACGAAGCUCAAGUGGGGUUUCUGCUGGAAGAGUUGGGAUUGGAAAGGCGGACCGGACGGGACAGAGACCAGAGAAAGAGACUGGAAAGUGGAUAAGAGCAAAGCAAUGUCAGACAGGUUUGAUUCUGUUGCAUUCCCAGCCAAUCAGAGCCUUCGUUAGCACGGGCGUUGGCGAGUAAUUGGGAGAAGGAUGGCGACCAUGCCAUUUGUCAGUGAGGGGAAGUGCGUGAGCGUGGAGUGGGAUUUCCUACAAGGACUUCUGGCCAAGCCUCCUACCCUGCCAUGUCUCCAGAACCUGCGUAAAGAAAAGUCUCGUAAUGCAGCUCGCUCGCGGCGGGGCAAAGAAAACUUUGAGUUCUUUGAGUUGGCCAAAAUGCUGCCAUUGCCGGGGGCCAUCACCAGUCAACUGGACAAGGCCUCUGUCAUCCGGCUUACUAUUAGCUACCUGCACAUGCGCACCUUUGCCAGCCAGGGAGACCCGCCCUGGAGCCCCCUUCUGGAGGGGGACAGCAACUGCAGCAAAGUAAGACGAUCAUCUCACUCUCUGGCUACUGACAUGUUUGAGCAGCACUUAGGAGCACACCUCCUUCAGUCUCUGGACGGCUUUGUGUUUGUGGUCAGCCAGGAGGGACGCUUCCUUUACAUCUCAGAGACUGUUUCCAUCUACCUGGGCCUCUCGCAGGUGGAGCUGACCGGCAGCAGUGUGUUUGACUACAUCCACCCGGCGGACCACGUGGAGAUGGCCGAGCGGCUGGGGAUCAGGCCUCAUCUGCGGGCAGAGGCGGGCUGCCACACAGCCCCUGAGAGCGCCUCCAGCUCCGCCUCCACCUCCUCUUUAGCCGGCACUCCCGAACCUGCUCCAUCGAGUCCUCACUCACACUCGGCCGAUGACCCACCCGACCGUGGCUUCUUCAUCCGAAUGAAGUCCACCCUGACCAAAAGAGGCCUCCAUGUGAAGUCAUCAGGAUACAAGGUAAUCCACGUGACAGGCCGGAUCCGCUGCCGUCCAUCUUUGGUCCCAGGCUCGUCGCGGUCGGUGAGGCGCCCCAUGGGUUUGGUGGCGUUGGCACACACCCUCCCCCCCUCCACGCUCAACGAAGUGCGCAUGGAGAGUCAUAUGUUUGUCUUCCGAGUCAACAUGGACCUACAGAUCACGUAUUGUGAAAACAGAAUCUCGGAGUAUAUGGACCUGACUCCUGCAGAAGUUGUGGGUCAUACGUGUUACCACUUUGUCCAUGUUGAAGACCUGGAAAACCUUCGGCAAAGCCACGAGGACUUACUAAGGAAAGGCCAGGUGGUUACAGGUUACUACCGCUGGCUGCAGAGGCGAGGGGGUUACUUGUGGAUUCAGUCCACUGCCACGGUGUCCAUCAAUCACAAAGCCCCCCACGAGCGCAACGUCAUCUGGGUCAACGUGGUUCUCAGUCGGACAGAGUUGCCUGACACGCCCCUUGAUUUGCUGCAGCUACCGGAGAGCGUUCGGGCUGAACGACUUCGCGUUAGCUCCUCUCCCUCUGACAGCUCCCCACAGGCCCGAAGUGCACAACCAGCUAAAGGCCCAACAACAAAGAGUGACACAGAAAGUAAAAGCAGGGAGAAGUUCCCGGUGGCUGCAGUGCAGUCAGAGGAGCGAAGGAAGCGUUUGCUGAGGCCCGAGCCUGAAGGGGCUCCACCUGAGGCUCGGCGCCGACUAGAAGAAGCUCGGCAAGCAGAGGAGAGCGUGUCUGCCUCGUCCGAUCUGGCCAGUGAGAGCGAGGGAGAGGAAGAUGAAGAGGUGGAAUGGGACAGCGACAGGCUGAAGGAGGAGGGCAGGGGGGGCAGUAAACACAGCAGGGCAGGAGAAAGUUCAGGACGAGGGGCCAGCUCCGGGGGGCGGGCGCACAACGGCCGUGCAGUCAUCCAGCAGCUCAAGAGCGUGGUGACUCCUGCCCCUCUGCCUGGUAGCCCCAGUAUCAAGACUGAACAUGAGGCUCUGAGCGCUCGCUGGAACUCCACCUCACACCCCUCUCAACCCCCACACACCACCCCCUCCAACACCCCCACCAAGGGUUUGUUCACUCCCCCGUCCCCCACCUUAUCCCCCCCUAUGUCUGUGUCAUCUCCCCGGGAGGAUAGAGGGUCCAUCGGCCGCGGUAGUGCUGGAGGCCCGGACUUUGACUUGUUGCAGAGACUAGCAGCAGGUGGAGCGGCGGCAGGGCGGGUGCUCUUCCACCCCCUGGCUCUGGGACCCCAGGGUCCACAGAGUCUUUAUGCCCCUAGCACAAUCCGCUAUGCCCCUCCUGAACUGCCCCCGUCCCACCACCACAGCACAGCGCACGACGGGCUGCAGUUACGCUCCGACCACCACAAGGGACCCCCUCCAUCCUUCUUCCCCCAUCUGCAGAGGCUGGCGGGGCUGCCACCCUUCAGCGGAUUCUCUCCGUCCGACAGCCCCUUCCCCUCUGGACUGCCCUUCUGUAUGAACGGACUGAGGGGGGCCGCGGGCUCCGAGGAGGACUGAGACCACUGAAUAUACAAGAGACAAAGACGUGCUGACCUUAAAAAGGCAGCACGGACAGUAAACAGACAUUAAACCUCAAAGGAUUUUACUAAUUGGAUGAUAGGCUGAAUAACCACAAUCGAAAGUGACGGACAAGUGGCUGCCAUAGGGACUCCAGCUGUGAGUGACUCUCAGAGAAAACUUGUGACUGAAUGUCCCACAGACUCCUCCAGCUACAGUAAUGACUAGUGUUGAUUCUGUCUCUUCCACUCAGAGAAGCCAUAAUGUAAAUAGAAAAGAACCAUAAAGACCCUCAACUCACACCAUGUGUCACUUCAAUGACUCUGUUAACUCUAAAAUGGACACUUGUCUGUGGGAAG